This is a messenger RNA of Lineus longissimus, 1599 nucleotides long. Its product is annotated as cytochrome P450 26B1-like. The record is from RefSeq and is a predicted model, not a curated record. Gene Ontology annotation, molecular function: iron ion binding; oxidoreductase activity, acting on paired donors, with incorporation or reduction of molecular oxygen; monooxygenase activity. Lineage: Eukaryota; Metazoa; Nemertea; Pilidiophora; Heteronemertea; Lineidae. The transcript has 5 exons. The coding region runs from base 1 to 1551 and encodes 516 amino acids. Gene Ontology annotation, biological process: sterol metabolic process.
AUGCAGACGCCAAGCUUUACGAGUUUUGUAAACGAGACGGAGACAGAAGGCACAGCCAUCGCAUCAUUCCAAGAUCUCUUAAUCCCCCAUGGCCGAACAGUGCAAUUCCUGUUCUCCAACUUCAUCGCUCCAAUCCUCCUCAUCAUCGCAUGUAAUGGUAUCUGGAAGUCCCACAACUACAACCUGAAGGAUCUUACUUGCAACCUUCCGUUACCGCCUGGCAACUUUGGCCUUCCUUUCAUUGGGGAGACGCUGAACUUCGUCCUUCUGGGCAGCAAAUUCUACAAAAGCAGACGAGAGAACUUCGGCCAUGUUUACAAGACGCACAUCCUGGGGCGGCCAACAAUCCGCGUGAUCGGGUCUAAGAAUGUCCGUAAGAUCUUGAAUGGAGAGAACACGAUCGUGACCACACACUGGUCGACAAGUACACGGAUGAUCCUUGGCGGAAGCUGUCUGUCACAGUCAGUGGGAUCCCUCCACAGGCAGAGAAGGAAAUUAGUCGCCAAGGCGUUCUCCCACGACGCGCUGUCUUCGUAUGUCAAGCCCAUGCAGAGGAUCGUGAAGUCUCACAUCGAAAAGUGGUGCUUUGAUGAAGUCAUCUUCGGCUAUCAAGAAUGUAGGAAUCUGACCUUCGCCUUGGCUGCAAAGAUCCUCCUUGGCUUCAACCUUCGCCAGGCUGAUAUCAUCUCCAUGCUCCACGUCUUUGAAGACGUAUCCAACAACAUCAUCUCCAUCCCGAUCCAGUUCCCCGGUGGAGGACUUACCAAGGGUUUGAGAGCAAAGAAAAUCCUCCUUGAAAAAAUCGGCGAGUGUAUCAAGAAGAGGCAGGAAGAAAACUGCAGCCAAACGUACGUGGACGCUCUGUCCCUUCUGCUGAACGACCAGAGCGAACUCAAGAUGGCACCAGACGAGCUCAAGGAGAUUGCGUUGGAACUGCUGUUUGCAGGCCACGAGACCACUGCAAGCGCCGCCUGCACCUUGUUAAUGCAAUUAGCAAAACACCCAGAGGUCACCGAAAAGAUCCGAGACGAACUUCACGCGAAUGGUAUCACAGAGUCCGGCCCCAUAAACUAUGACAGCAUCAAUGGUUUGAGCUACGUCAGUAAUGUUGUGAAGGAAGUGCUACGCAUAGCGCCACCUAUUGGUGGAGGAUUCAGAAAGGCCUUGAAGACGUUUGAACUUGAUGGCUACCAAGUUCCCGCCGGUUGGACAGUCAUUUACUCCAUCCGGGACACACAAGAGACCAGCAGCAUGUUUGAUGACGUAACAGAUUUCAACCCAGAUCGUUGGGCAGACUUUAAAGGUCACAUGACACCAGAGGAACGCUACCAAUACGUUCCCUUCGGUGGCGGCAAGAGGUCAUGCAUUGGAAAGGAAUUCGCGAAACUUUUUCUCAAGGUCAUGACUGUUGAACUUUCAAGGUCAUCGACGUGGAAACUGCACAACAACAAUCCUCAAAUGAAAUACUUGCCAGUGCCACACCCUAAAGACAAUCUUCCUCUUACCAUGUCUCCACUGCCAGGUUUUAGGAGCAGGUCUUACACCUUGUAAAAAAACUGAACUUUCCAGAAAGAAACUUUUGCAAUUUGCUUUAACUCA